CCCAUCAAAGUUCCCCACCACAGAGAAGAAUCUCUCUUUAUUUCUUUCACUCUCUCGUAACCAAAAUUUUCCAAAGCUUGAAACUGUCAUCAUCCCUUCUCUCUCCAAACUCACCCCUUCAAUUUAUUCACCUCUGACACCCUCUUAAUUUUGCUUCCAGUUUCUCUGAGUGAUGGGUAUGAUCUCUCCUCACUCCCACAAUUCCCACAUUAUAGUGAUCCUCAUCACCUGCUUCUUUCGUCAUAAAUUUUAGAUCAAACCCUCACCCUGAUCCCCCCUUACUUCUUAUGGGGUAUGAACUCAAGUGAACAGCAUGAAUCAUGACCCUUUAAUCUAAGAAGAAGAAAACACACACUCUCCAAAGUCCACACCAACCCAUAAAAAGUCCUUUUUUAUUUUUAUUUUUUUCCAUGGCGAGUGGCAAGCUUUAUGCUGGUUCAAACAUGUCACUUCUUCUCCAAAACGAAAGGCUCCCUUGCUCCUCUGAAGUCCUUGAGUCUCUUUGGGCUCACACCUCUAAUCCUGCUUCCUUCCAAGGUUCAAAAUCUGUGGUUGAUUUUGAGAAUGUUAGUGGGGGCAGGGUGGCGGAUAGGCCCUUUUUUCAAGCGUUGGAGAAGGAAGAGAACUGUGAUGAGGAUUAUGAGGGGUGUUUCCAUCAACCGGGGAAGAAGAGGAGGCUCACAAGCGAACAAGUUCAGUUCCUUGAACGGAACUUUGAGGUAGAGAACAAGCUUGAGCCUGAAAGGAAGGUUCAACUUGCAAAGGAACUUGGCUUGCAGCCAAGGCAAGUGGCUAUAUGGUUCCAAAACCGUAGGGCAAGGUUCAAGACCAAGCAGCUAGAAAAAGACUAUGGCGCAUUGAAAGCUAGUUAUGACAGACUCAAAGGUGACUAUGAAAGUCUUGUUCAAGAGAAUGACAAGUUAAAAGCAGAGGUGAAUUCUCUGGAGAGCAAAUUGAUUCUUAGAGGUAAAGAGAAGGAGAAUUUGGAUGACAAGUCAUCUCCUGAUGCUGUCAAUUCACCCCACAAAGAGCCUAUGGAUUUAAUUUCAAAUUCAAAUGCAACAUCUGAGAAUGGGACCAAAGUGUCACUCCCUAUUAUGGUAACAUGCAAGCAAGAAGAUGCCAAUUCAACCAAAAGUGAUGUGCUUGAUUCGGACAGCCCACAUUGCACUUCAUUCGUGGAGCCUGCUGAUUCAUCCCAUGCCUUUGAACCUGAACACUCGGAUUUCUCCCAAGAUGAAGAGGAUAACCUUAGUGAAAACCUUUUGACCCUCCCUUGCUUACCUAAGGUUGAGGAACCCUGCUAUGAUCACCCUCCUGAAACUCUUGUAACUUUGGCUUCCAGGUUGAAGAUCAAACCUUCUGUUUCUGGCCCUACUGAACAACCGCUACCAAUGUUAUAAAACUCCUCACUUGUAACCAUGUACUAGAAGCAAGCAAUAAAACUGGUAUUACUUCUAAGGAAUAAAAUCAAAAGGCCAUGCAUUGUGCUGUCAACAAGAAGAAACAACAUUAAAAGCUUAAAAACACAACACUUCUUUGAA
Cajanus cajan (pigeon pea) is the source of this 1544-nucleotide messenger RNA. RefSeq lists its product as uncharacterized. Gene Ontology annotation, cellular component: nucleus. Lineage: Eukaryota; Viridiplantae; Streptophyta; Magnoliopsida; Fabales; Fabaceae. Gene Ontology annotation, molecular function: DNA-binding transcription factor activity, RNA polymerase II-specific; sequence-specific DNA binding. The record is from RefSeq and is a predicted model, not a curated record. Gene Ontology annotation, biological process: positive regulation of DNA-templated transcription.